AUGUUGAAAGGUGACGACGAGUUUCGAGAGGACUUGUAUGCAAUUCUGGGCCUCGAGCCUGCAGCAGACAAGCGCCUCGUAGCCCGUGCUUACAAGAAAAAGUCUAUUUUAUACCAUCCAGACCGUGGCGGAGACGUGCAAAAGUUCCUAGAAUUGACUUAUGCGCGUGAUAUUCUGCUGGAUCCUAAGAAAAAAGAAGCAUAUGAUAAGAAAUUAUCACGUGAGCUGCUGAUCAAGAAGCAACAACGCGAACGAGAGGCGGAGCUCGAUGGCAAGCGCAGACAGAUGCGAGAUGAGCUACUACAGAAGGAGCAAAACUUUGAAUGUAGUAGGAAACCGACCAUGAAACAGCAGAAAGCAGAACUAACAAAGCUUCGGACCAAAGCUCUGGCUCGUCAACAGGAAAUGCAAGACCGCCUUGCUCAGGAAGCAAAGCGACGGCAAUCUGAGCUGAAAACUUUUCCAGGUCCUCAUGAUGCUCCGAUAUCUCAGCGUACUGUGACUCUUAAGUGGGAUAAGAGGCGGUGUUCUCACUCAGAUAGCACGCUUAGUCGAGAGCUCCGCUCGUAUGGUGAGAUUGAGACUAUCAAGAUAAAGACGUCAUCGGCGAAGGUUAUCUUCAGCAAAGCUGCAUCAGCGGCGAAUGCUGUUAGGAUUGAAGCACACAAGGACUGCUGGCGAGAAGUUUCGAUCCAAGGUCACAUUGUUGAGACGGAUGGGUUUACGUCCACGGAAGACAAGUCGACGAUCAAGAAAAAAUCAUCGAGCCACGAUGUGCAGACGCUUCCUGGAGGGCCUAUCUCACUCGAGGAGCAUUUGGCGUUUGAGAAGUCAGUGCUUGCAGCGCUUCGAGAAAAGGCAAAAACAACAACAACAAGAACAGACUCCUGUGAGAUCGCACUGACGAUAGAUUUGACGGCACAUUUUGAAAGCAGCUGA
This is a messenger RNA of Peronospora belbahrii, 939 nucleotides long. The record is from the annotation of a GenBank genome assembly. Lineage: Eukaryota; Oomycota; Peronosporomycetes; Peronosporales; Peronosporaceae.